AUGAAAUUUCAUGAGAAUUCUAACGCCAACAACAACAUUGAUGAAGGUGUCGAGCAGUCUACAGAACGUUUUAAUCUAUUUAAUGAACUUGUUGAGAACCUGCUGGAACCUCUUAAAUCAACAAAACUUGAUAAUUUUCUUCAACUGUCUAGUCAACAUGAGAACGUCAGUGAUCUUAAAAUAAAGGAGGAAGAAAAAGAUAAUAAACUCAACGAUAAACUCAAUCAUUUCGAGAACAGAAGAAACAUGGAGAUUUUUAAAGCUAAGAGAUUCAGGAAAAGGUUCAUUCAAGUGAUUCAUAAGUUGGAAAAUGUUAGCAGCGAUGAGGUGGUGUCCUCGUCAAAUGGUGGUGAUAUUUUAACUAAAAAUUCAGUUAAGAACGACUCCCUGAGCACUUCAGUCUGGUCAGCUGAGUCCAGUUUACACGUAAGCUCCAAGUCUUUAGGUGAAACAAUUUCCACUAUUAGAUUAGACGAUGACAGUAACUUAUCUCCAAUCUCAAUUUAUCCGAUUCAUUUAAACGAUGAUUCUUCCAGAAAAUUAACAUGCGAAAUCAGCCCAAAAACUAAGCCUGAUGAUAUCACUCUAGCUAAGGACAACCCUACAAACACUUCAGUCUGGUCAAUGCCUACCAUCAUAUUGGAUGAGGACAGUUGUUCAUCUCCCAUCUCAAUUUACACCAUUCAUUUCGACAAUUACUCUCCCAACAGAACAACGUCAGAAAUUAGCAAUAAAACUAUGCCUGAUAAGCUUGCUAAUCUUCUUGCUUCUGAAUCUUCACUUCAAGCAAACACCGAGUAA
Helobdella robusta is the source of this 801-nucleotide messenger RNA. RefSeq lists its product as hypothetical. Bases 1 to 801 code for a protein of 266 amino acids. The record is from RefSeq and is a predicted model, not a curated record. The transcript has a single exon. Lineage: Eukaryota; Metazoa; Annelida; Clitellata; Rhynchobdellida; Glossiphoniidae.